AAUGCAUCUGUAAUCUACUGUGUCGUGUGCCUUUGCCGCUCUCUCUGCCUCUCUCUUCUGGUUGGGACUGGGGAAAUAUACAUAGUCUUGGGAGGUCAAUUAGAGUGUAUGCUCGCGAUGGAAAUAGCAGAAACUCCUAAGUCGCCUCUGGAUUUGGAUCGCUUUGCUGCCGAUAGCUUUGUCAUUCACAUCGAUGCCUUCUCUUCCUCUUCCCCCACCACCACUGCCGCCGCCACCACCACCGCUACCACUCCUCCUCCUAAUAAUAAUCCCAGAAUCACGAGGAGCCUUUCUAGGAAAGGAUCUCAGCGUGGGGGCGAGAGGAAGGUGAAUGGAAAUGCAACACUUCAUGAUAAGGAUACUGCUACAUCCUCACCAAAAGCAGUUGGUGGGUCAUGCACGCCCGAAAAGGCCGCACUACUGGGAGUAGGGUCCAUCGAUCAUUCCAUCAACCCACGCAUCCAUCAUCAGAUUCCUGUAACACCCACCGGCACCACCGCUGCCGAAAGUGCCAAAUCUCUUACU
Arachis duranensis is the source of this 525-nucleotide messenger RNA. RefSeq lists its product as uncharacterized. NCBI's taxonomy places the organism in Eukaryota, Viridiplantae, Streptophyta, Magnoliopsida, Fabales, Fabaceae. The transcript has 4 exons. The record is from RefSeq and is a predicted model, not a curated record. The annotation marks the transcript as partial.